Messenger RNA from Strongylocentrotus purpuratus (purple sea urchin), 687 nucleotides. RefSeq names its product mucin-2-like. The coding region runs from base 1 to 687 and encodes 228 amino acids. The transcript is spliced from 2 exons. Lineage: Eukaryota; Metazoa; Echinodermata; Echinoidea; Camarodonta; Strongylocentrotidae. The record is from RefSeq and is a predicted model, not a curated record.
AUGACGCAGUUUGCUGAUGCGGAUUCUGCAUUGCCAUGGAGAAAGGAUGCGGGUCAGAUGGGAAGGGAUGGCGAGUGGCUCACAACCCUAGCCCUUUCAAACCCAGUCACAACCCUAACCCUUUCAAACCCAGUCACAACCCUAAACCUUUCAAACCCCCUCACAACCCUAACCCUUUCAAACCCACCCACAACCCCAGCCCUUUCAAACUCAGUCACAACCCUAACCCUUUCAAACCCAGUCACAACCCUAACCCUUUCAAACCCACUCACAACCCUAGCCCUUUCAAACUCAGUCACAACCCUAACCCUUUCAAACCCAGUCACAACCCUAACCCUUUCAAACCCACCCACAACCCCAGCCCUUUCAAACUCAGUCACAACCCUAACCCUUUCAAACCCAGUCACAACCCUAACCCUUUCAAACCCACUCACAACCCUAGCCCUUUCAAACCCACCCACAACCCCUAACCCUUUCAAACCCACUCACAACCCUAACCCUUUCAAACCCACCCACAACCCCAGCCCUUUCAAGCCCAGUCACAACCCUAACCCUUUCAAACCCAGUCACAACCCUAACCCUUUCAAACCCAGUCACAACCCUAACCCUUUCAAACCCACCCACAACCCCAGCCCUUUCAAACUCAGUCACAACCCUAACCCUUUCAAACCCACUCACAACCCCUAA